UUAAUGAUCGUAUUUGCCAUCUGCACUUCUUUAGUUUUGGUUGCUGGCCAAAAUUUCUUAUUCGGCCCUUUGCCCAACAGACAAAUCAAUUUCAAUACCUUGGAUUUCCCACAACCCACACAAGUGAGAGAUCCUAGACAAAAUAGAGGACCCGUUGUCUUCCCCCCAUCUCCACCAGACGCAAUUGAUGAAUCCAGUGGUGUGAUUGUAGGAGCCUCUGGCUAUGGUUUUGUGCCACCCCAACAAAGAACAUCAUAUUUUACAUCGGCUUAUCGAUCGAAUGGACCCACAUCAUAUGCUGAAUUUAACUAUUAUAAUUUUCCGUAUUUACAACGAUUUACGUUUUAGUUUUAAAUUAAAACCAACAAUAAGAACCACAAAAACAACAAACAACAGCAGUAGCAACAACAACAACAACCAUAAAGCAAAACAAUCGAUCAAUUGAUCGGUAUGAAAUUCUCAUAAAAGCAGCCAAAAGAAGCCAAACAGCAACUAAAGACGGCUGCUUCUGAAGACAGGAGGUAUGAGGAGGCAAAAUAGGCGACAGUCGCUGAGACUUAUUGCAAAUGCAAAAACCAGUCAUAGUUUUAGUAUUUGUGUAUUGUAUUAAAAAGACAUACAAUAUUUAGAAGUAAAAAUAUAAUAAUCAUUUAUUUAAAUAAAAUAUUUUAAAAUAAAAAACUUGUGCAUAAAAUAAUUAUCUUUAUUUUGAUUGUAAAAUAGCAAAUAUAUAUUUUUAAUUUCACCUUUAAUUGUUUAUCUUUAGUGUAAUUUAUUUUCUAAUUAUAUGUAUGUACAUUUUCUUAUGAAUUUUAGCUUGUAAAUUAUUGUAAAUAAUUAAUUAUUUUGAAAUUUUUGUGUAAUUAAAAUAAAUAA
Messenger RNA from Lucilia sericata (common green bottle fly), 876 nucleotides. RefSeq lists its product as uncharacterized. The annotation marks the transcript as partial. The record is from RefSeq and is a predicted model, not a curated record. The transcript is spliced from 3 exons. NCBI's taxonomy places the organism in Eukaryota, Metazoa, Arthropoda, Insecta, Diptera, Calliphoridae.